UGGACGAGAAGGUUAACCAACGUUACGUAAAAAAACGAAAGUGUUGUUGGCAUAGUAACGAAACGGUAUUGAAUUUCAUUCCAGCAGAGAAUGUGUAAUCAUGACAUUUCAUCAUCGGAACCACCUUUAAUCCCGAGUUCGUCGUCGUCAUCCUCGACAAGUAGCAAUCCUUGUGCUUCUUUAAGGACCAAUUUGCAACCUCAGACGACGGCAAGUUCAAUAUCUUCGACGUCUUCGGCGUUAUCGACAUCUUCGAUAUCUUCGGCUUUUUCGACAUCUUCGACAACUUCAGCAUCGUCGAUAUCGUCGACAUUUUCGGCACCUUCGACAUCGUCGACUUUUUCAAUAUCUUCAGCAUUGUCGACAUCUUCGACAUUUUCGACAUCUUCUACUGAAGAGGAGCCCGACAUGGCGCAAGUCAUGACGACGUUACGUGUCCUGUCCCAAGCGACGUUAUCAAGAAGACAACAAUUUCCUUCAACUUCAUCUUCGACAAGUAGUUCGUCAUCAGUGACAUGUCCAAAUUGUCACCAAUCUGUUAACGUCACCCCAGGACAACAAGCAUUAUCUAAUCGGGAGGCUAUUAUGGAAAAUUUGAGACAAUUGGAGGCGCAGCUGCGAUCUCGCGGGGUGGCGCUACCCGCCUGGGUGCAGGCGUACCGCGCCGGCGAUACGAUCAAAGCCGCCAAACUGCUCCACCUCAGCUACACGGCGGGUGGAAGGAGUGCCCUCCAGCGACCACGUGCCAGCCACGUGCUUCAGGAAGCCACCUCAACCACAACAUCAGAACAGGAAACGUCGUCAACAUCUGCGCGAGAAGUUAGCGAAGACAGAAAUUUAGAAUCUUCUAGCGAUGAAAGUAAUAAACGGAUUCGUUUAAAUUCUGAUUUCUCGGCAUCAAAAUGAAUGGUGCAAAAACAUAGAAGAUUAUUUGGCAAGUUUUUUGGACCGUCUUUUUGGCAUGGCAUGAUUAAUGCAAAAAAAGUAGUUGGAUUUGAAAAAGUUCGACAUUCAGGAUCGUGGAAAAAUAAAUUUCGGUAUUUAGUACAUAUAAAACAUGCAUGUAUUAAAGUCGAAAUGUUAAGCUGGUAAUAAAAUUGGCACCGUUCAUUGGAACGUUACAUCAUAUUCGUAACGAUUUUCCGUCAUCAAAAUUUCCGCCAAAUUAAACUUCGUAACCACAAUAAUCUAAUUAAGCCAAAAACUGAUUAUCGGUUUUUAGACUACACAAAUUCUGUAAAUUUUUGUCUCUACAUUAUGUCAAAAAUUGUAAAUUGUGAAGUUUAAAACCCUGUAAUUAUUUUGUGGCUAAUUAAUUUAGUUGUAACAUAU
Messenger RNA from Folsomia candida, 1332 nucleotides. RefSeq lists its product as uncharacterized. The record is from RefSeq and is a predicted model, not a curated record. The transcript has 3 exons. The coding region runs from base 91 to 906 and encodes 271 amino acids. NCBI's taxonomy places the organism in Eukaryota, Metazoa, Arthropoda, Collembola, Entomobryomorpha, Isotomidae.